CAGUGCAGCUUCAGUCUGAGUCUUGUCCUGCUCUCGAUCGGACGCUGACAGCUCGGCUCAGCUCAGCUCAGAUCUGCUGCCCCUGGGAUAUUUGCUCCAGUUUGGAUUUCUAUAAUAUUUCUGUGUGCCAUUGAAGAAGACUUCUUCUCCUCAACAACAGCACUAGAAUUAAAGGGACAGAGAGCGGUUGCAGGUGUAGACAGGUCAUCCAUUCUCCUCCUAAUGAUGAUGGAUGGCAGGGCUGCAGAGAGCGAUGAACAAGGAGAGAAAAGUGGAGCGAUGCAGGGGCGAUAAAGAAAAAGGCCGAGUGCUGAAUCCUGCCCACUCUGAAGCCUCAGUGACUACAGACGGACGGACAGACACUGGGAGAGAAGUGGGCUGAUAGAGACAGGAGGAGAGAAGGAGAAGUCAGAGCUCUCACGGUGCUGACCAGACUGACAGAGAAGCACAUGAAGAAGGUAAACAGCAUCACAACAACAUCCUGACAAGUAGCCCUGCUUCUGCAACACCAUCACACGCCCAGCCACUCCAGCACGCGGGCGUCAGACGGGAGGAAACAGGCGACCCACACCUCCUGCAGGCAUGAGGUCCUUCCGUUCCUUCAGCAACGAUGACCGCCAUGUCAUGGCCAAACACUCCACCAUCUACCCCUCCUCUCAGGAGCUUGAGGCGGUGCAGACCUUGGUGUCCACUGUGGAGUGUGCCCUAAAACAUGUCUCUGAUUGGCUGGACAAGAGCAGUGAAGAUGUGGACAGCCAACCAGCAGGCAGCACAGAAGAAAACGAAGCUGCCGAAGACCCCAGCGGAGAAACUUUGGAGCCCACUCACAAUUACAGGGAGCCUGGUGCUGGAGGCCUGCUGUGUGGAGUGAUGAGAAUUGGCCUGGUGGCCAAAGGCCUCCUGAUCAAAGGGGACAUGGACCUGGAGCUGGUGUUGAUGUGCAGAGACAAACCCACACAGACACUGCUGGACACUGUCUGUCACAAUUUACCCACACAGAUACAGAAGCUGACGGAGGAGAAGUACGACAUCACCAGCUCCUCACCCGAGGCGGCCAUCUUUGUACAAACCACAGCAGAACCCAAACUCACACUGAAGGUAACCCUCACCUCGCCAGCCAUGAGGGAAGACCUAGAAGAGGAAGAGGAAGAAGAGGAGGAGGAGGAGGAAGAAGAGGAGCAGGAGGGACUUGAGGAAGAGGUGGCAGAGAAUGGACAGGAAGGAGGAGGCGUUGAGGAGGAGGAAGUCCAGGAGGAAGUCCAGGAGGAAGUGGAGGAACAUAAGAUGAACGGGGAAGUGUUGGGUGCUGCAGCGCACAGAGUGGAGACUGAGGAGGAGCAGGAGGAGGAGGGGGAGGUGCUGGAUAGACACAGAUGUCUGUUGGCCCUGGCAGCGCUGAGACACGCCAAGUGGUUCCAGGCUCGGGUCAACGGGCUCAAGUCCUGUGUCAUAGUUCUCAGGAUACUUAGAGACAUGUGCAAUAGACACAGUGUCUGGGAGCCUCUCAAAGGAUGGCCAUUAGAGCUCAUCUGUGAGAAGGCCAUUGCCACCUGUAACAGACCUCUGGGGGCAGGAGAAGCCCUGCGCAGAGUCAUGGAGUGUCUGGCCUCAGGCAUACUGCUACCAGGUGGUCCAGGUUUACAUGACCCAUGUGAGAAAGAGCUAACUGACACAUUAGCUGAGAUGACUGACCAGCAGGCGGAGGACAUUACUUACAGUGCACAGCACGCUCUCAGACUCAUGGCAUUCGGACAAAUCUACAAGGUGUUGGAGAUGGAACCUCUGCCCUCAAAUAAACCCUCACAGAAAUACCCCUGGUGUGAUAAAGAAGGUUUAGGUCUAAAGAGGCCAUACGAGGACGGAUUUAUGGACGACAAGGAUCUCAUCAAGAAGAUGAAGAGGAAUCUGAGGAAAGUCCUGGACAGUAAAGCCAUCGACUCCAACCAGCCAAUGAACGCUCUGAUGCGACUGAACCAGAUACGACCAGGCCUUCAGUAUCGCCUAUUGUCCCAGUCCGGCCCCGUUCAUGCUCCCGUCUUCACUAUGUCAGUGGAUUUGGACGGAACCAUUUAUGAAGCAUCGGGAUCGUCCAAGAAGACCGCUAAACUGCACGUGGCUGUUAAGGUUCUCCAGGCGAUGGGCUACCCCACGGGUUUCGACUCAGACCUGGACCCCAUGAGCUCAGACGAGAAGUCGGACGGCGAGGGAAAAAGCGAGACGUCGUCACACAAGAGCAAUAACCCCACACACUCCUCGGACAGUUCAAACACACUGGAGGUGAGAACUCAGGGUCCCAUACUGACGGCGAGUGGGAAGAAUCCCGUCAUGGAGCUAAACGAGAAGAGACGAGGCCUCAAGUACGAGCUCAUCUCAGAGAGUGGGGGCAGCCACGACAAACGUUUCAUUAUGGAGGUGGAGGUGGAUGGGCAGAAGUUUCGCGGGGCAGGCCCCAACAAAAAGGUAGCGAAGGCCAGCGCUGCUCUAGCCGCUCUGGAAAAACUGUUCUCUGGACCUAACGCUGCAGCAAACAAGAAGAAGAAGAUUCUGCCUCAGACUAAAGGGGCCCUGGCGGCGGCGGCAGCAGCUUCAGCAGUAGCAGCUCAGGUAGCCAGAGGACGAGGACGAGCAGCUCUGGCCAGAGGAGCCUUUGUCAGUGCAGCUGCUCCUGGAUACGUCACACCAGGUUUUGGGACGCCCUACGGUUACAGCCCCGCUGCUGCAGCUGCUCCAGCCUACGGUAACGUCCUGACCAGCCAGUUUCCAUGUCCACCUCUAAACCAUCCACACCUGUUCUUACAUCUCUGACUUUCAUUCCUCUAACGUCUCCAGUCUGGGGUCGCAGCUUCAACUGUCUUCUCUGCCAGCUCUCUGCUUCUGUUUGUCUCGCUGCUUUAAGUCCUAAUCCUAGUUCCAGGGUUUGUGCUGGAUUUAAUUUGUACUGCAUUGCACUCAAAGCCUUGUUUCAGGCCCAGACUUCUGCACUCUGUUUAAACAGCGUCUCAACACUCGGUUCUACCACUUUCAUCUGGAUUUUUUUUUUUUUUCAGUUCUUGAGGUUUUAGUUUUUUUAUUCAGUCCUAAUAUUUAGUUUAGUCUUGGCUUGUUUUCAGUUUUCUUUUUGAUUUUUAAAGGUGGCUGCUAAAUAUUUCUGCAACAGUCUGGCUUAAAAAUAAUAGGGGAAAUGUGGCCUUGUUUACGUGUAUCAGUUAAAAGACAUGCAGUGGCUUUUUGCACCAUCUGGACGCGGACAGUGGUGGAGCCACUUACUCCCACGUACAGUGCGUUACAGUAAUUUAGCCGGGUGGUAACAAAUGCAUGAAUUAUUGUUUUAGUGCUGGUGUGUCAGGAUGGCUAGGUGUCUUAAUCGAAAGAAACUAGAUCUAACAACAACAACUGCCAUGAUUUGGCUGUCACCUGAUCUGCAGGUGAGCCCCUAGUGGUACUGACAAAAACCAUCUGUUAAGAGCCAUCCAAGCCUUUUUGUCUCUUAACACCUACAGAGAAUACUGGUACUUGGCUGUUGUCCACAUAACAAUAAAAAAGACUCCAUGUUUCAAAGGAAAGCAAGUAAAGAGAGAAAAGGGGAGGGCCUAAGCCUGAGCCCUGUGGGACCCCACAUGAGAGAGGACCACAGGAGGAUACAGAGUCUCC
Messenger RNA from Cynoglossus semilaevis (tongue sole), 3651 nucleotides. It is a transcript of the gene strbp, whose product is annotated as spermatid perinuclear RNA binding protein. Gene Ontology annotation, molecular function: single-stranded RNA binding; double-stranded RNA binding. Gene Ontology annotation, cellular component: precatalytic spliceosome. The record is from RefSeq and is a predicted model, not a curated record. NCBI's taxonomy places the organism in Eukaryota, Metazoa, Chordata, Actinopteri, Pleuronectiformes, Cynoglossidae. The transcript is spliced from 19 exons. The coding region runs from base 583 to 2805 and encodes 740 amino acids.